AUGGUCCUGGGGAUCGUUACCGCAAUCGCAGCUUGUCCUGCAAUCAUUGGCACCACCGAAGCGGUCCGCCAAGGUCAAAAAAAGUCCGCCAAAGAACAGCACAGAGGUGUGAAGUCGAACCUCGUUGUGUCUUGCCGCAGUUCAUCGAGAGUUACGAGCCAGAUAAACGGGGGAAACGUUGUUCUGCGGAAUCAGAAGCUAUAUAUCACAACACCUGCUACUGAGGGUCCAGCCUCACAUAUCUUCGCAGGAUAUUUUCUUCCUUUCCCUGACAAAGACUGGGGUCGCAAAGGGGAAGGACUUGUCUCGACCAUCAGCGAUGAACCUCCACAGCUGAACUGGAUAUACAUGGAUCAAGACACAUAUGCGCUCAAGUAUGGCAAUCGAAUAGAAUCCGAACCUCACAUUGUAGGACCUUGGGACUGUACGAGGAUAGAUAAAAGACUUACCCUGGAUGGUUGGGAAGGCUUUAUGGCUGUUAGGGAGGAGAAGGGUGUAUGGUCGCUCUAUUUCGACCACGACGACAACGGCUUAAAGGGAAAAGUCUCCGAGAAGAUAGUGUUGGAAGUCGAGUUGACGCGGACGGAGAGAAGGAAGGGUAGAGACGAUGAGUGA
This is a messenger RNA of Exophiala oligosperma, 615 nucleotides long. RefSeq lists its product as uncharacterized. The coding region runs from base 1 to 615 and encodes 204 amino acids. The record is from RefSeq and is a predicted model, not a curated record. NCBI's taxonomy places the organism in Eukaryota, Fungi, Ascomycota, Eurotiomycetes, Chaetothyriales, Herpotrichiellaceae. The transcript is spliced from 2 exons.